CUGCCAAAGUUCUUGUAGCCAGUGACUUGCUCCAGUGCUACAGAAUUACAGGUGCUGGGAGCAACAGAGACACUUGGAAAGGUGUUGUCUUAAAAUAUCAUUAUCUAGAACGGGUCUGGCAAAGCACACACUCAACCUGAAUAUAGGCAAAGGAUUAUAACCACCCCCCAGGAUUCGGUUCUGCAGCGUCAUCAUCGUCCGUGGCUCGGGGGUACGGAUUAUCACUCCCCGGUAUCUAUACCAAUGUUUGACGUUCGAUUUUUCCUCGGAUGCUAGUUUGCUGCUGCAGCGAGUGUGAGAUGAUAAUGCGAAAAUAUCGAUUCGUAAUGGUGUCAUUCGUGCGAUUCGGGUCGUUCUCGUGCUAAAUGAACGCGAACCUCCCUACGUUGUUCAGAGUUCCGCUCAAGACGAAGGGAGCGAGAAGAGUUGCAUAAAUUAUAUAACUUUUUGGUGAAAAACCGGCGAAACGGCAUUUUGGAAAGCGUGGUGGUGUCAUGGAUUACUGGGAUUGCUAUUCUGAAUGUGAACGCUUGGUGAAAGAAAUUCACAUCACAGCCAGCUGCGUUCGUUCAGGGAGCGUGCAUUUCUCGCGUUUUGCUGAGUGCUCGCGCAAGUGGAAGAUAAUUGCUUCUAAGUGAGUUGUAAAUUGAACAAAAGCGUUCCAGAAAGUCGUCUCAAUUGAGGAGAUAUGCGUUGACAAGGGACGGGGAGCUCCUUGACUGUCACCGGAAAAAUUCCAUUAGUGAUCCACUUAAGACAAGCGUGAAAACCAAAUAACAUCGGCCAAUGGUUCGAUUCAAGGUUCCUGUGUGUCGCGAGUCUCACCGCGGGAGUGAGAGUGAUUGAUGGAUCGAUGACCCUCCGCCUUCGAUUCCGGUGCGGACGCCAGUAGUGCCCGAUCAUUGGCUGGUUGAUGGUUAGUUAAUCGAGAGCGCCAAAGUGAAUUGGCGGUUCGGGAGGCGGAAAAUUAAAGCGCAGCACGUGUUGUUGUUGUCGUCUAGGCCGGAAUAGACGCCGUUGACGACGGCGGCGUGGUGCAAGGAGAGUGCUGCAGCUGAGGGAAGAUUAAUGAUUUUGAUCUCCGUUGUUGUCAUCGCGCGGUGCUACUCUAUAGGAAGUGCGUGAAGACGUGCGACGAAGGAAUUCGUGCUCGAGAGGAAAAAUCUGUGUAGUGGCAAGAGUUCACGGUAAUAAUGAUGAUGUCGGUUGCUGGAGUUGUUUGCUAGUGGCCGUAGAUUACGCGUGGAGUCAGGAAUACUGCUGGAAGGGGAACGGACGCGCAUAGCAAAGUAGAGCAGGAAAUAGGAAAAUAAUACGAUUAUAAAUAAAUGCCGUCAGCAGCUGUUUGCGGCAAGUGGAAACCGUGAAUGCACGCACGACAUAAAGAAAAGCUAACAGAUGUUAUUGUUGAUGUUAUUUGGUGAUGCUUUGGUUAUUGUUGUUGGGAUGUUCCUUUGGUGCGUGAACCACAACGAACAGCUCUGAAGGAGAUUUUGUGAAGAAAAGCGGUGCUGCAAAGGAGGAAACGGAGAGUGACGGAGGCAGCGGCUCGCAGUGGAAGCUUAAAAUAUUUGUCUCUGUGUACAACCGCACCAUGCUGUGAAAUCUGGCCUUCAUCGAGCCACAUCGUGGUGAAUAAACCGCAAACACUUCAAGCAUAAACCAACAAUCUCCGGUUAGUAGAGCAUCCGGAACAAUCAGACCCUCCGGUAGGUAGGGAAGAUGCUUCUUUCCCGUCUCCUGCCGCCGCAACGCUCGACAGCGGACAGAGGAACCCAAACGUGGACGGCAUGAUGCUACGGUGGCCCAAACUGGGGCUCACUCAGCCCUACUACAAAUAUCUUUGGCGCUGCUGGUUGCUGGUCGGUCUGAUACUGCUGCAGCGCAUCAGCUACGGUCGGAUGGAGGAAGUCCUUCAGCUACGGAGCAGUGGGCGUGGUUCUUCGGGCGGAGGCGACAGCGGGGCCCAACACUACCAGCAGCAGCGGCAACAGUUGGAAGAACAAGAACUCUUUUCGUCGGCGUCGUCAUCCUCGAACGAGAUUGAAUGUCCGAGUUUUGCCGAGAGCUCAGCCUGUCCGUGCUACAAAUUUGAGGAUGGACUUUUCCUCGAGUGCCCGAGCAUCACUGCGGUAGCUCUGCGCUCGACGCUGCAGCUCAUCUCGUCGCCAAUCCAAUCGUUGUCCGUGUACGAGUUUGACCGGUCGGUCAAAUCUCUUACCGCGGACCUGUUUGCGACGGCAUCGCACGCCUCGCCACAUACGUCGUCGUUCGCCGGUAACGGCGCAGGGAGUGGCAGCAGCGGCACCGGUAACGACGUCAACAUCCGGCAUCUUCAGUUCUCCCAUUCCAACCUCCAGCAACUGAAGGAGAACAGUUUGAAUAAUUUACGAGCGCACUUAGAGAGUUUAAGUAUUGUAAAUGGAAAAUUGACACAAGUGCCCACGAAAGCGCUCGCCGGCAUGAAGAAGCUAAUGGUGCUCGAUUUCGAACAGAAUGAAGUAGCCACCAUCGAGGAGUACGCCUUCUACGGGCUGCAUCUGGUCAAGCUAAACAUGAAAGGUAACCGUCUGGAGCGAAUUCCGGAAACCGGCCUCGUCGGGCUGGAGGAUUCCCUCGCCGAGCUGGACAUCUCCGAGAAUCGGCUGAAGCAGUUCCCUACGUCGGCGUUGAAGCGACUGGAAAACCUCCGUUCGGUACGUCUCUCGAUGAACGAGAUCAACUCGCUCGAGCAGGACGACAGCUACACGCGGUUCGGGUCGUUGGUGUUCCUCGAUCUGAGCCUGAACAACUUCGUCGAACUGUACAGCGACGUGUUUGGGGCGUUUCCGUACGUGAAGACGCUGUCGUUGUAUAACAACUUUAUCGAACUGGUGCACCGGGACAGCUUUGUGUCGCUGAAGGAGCUGCAGUCGCUGGACUUAAGCCACAACCGGAUCGUGUUCGUGGACGCGGAAGUCUUUGCGGCCAAUCGGAAGCUACAUACGGUGGACCUGAGCCACAAUCACAUACACUACGUUAGCGGAGUGUUCGCCAAUCUGCCUCUGUUGAGGGAGAUAUUUUUGAGUGAGAAUAAUAUCCUGGAACUGACGGAUGAUUGUUUUAGUAAUUCUAGUAGUAUUAAGGUUAUUUAUUUAGAGAAUAAUUCAAUUCAACGGCUCGACGCAGAGGCGCUGUCGAGCUUAUCUAACCUGGAGCAGCUGUAUCUGAGCGGUAACCACAUUCGGCGUGUUCCGAUGGGAUUCUUCGAAACGACAGCCAAGCUGCAGUCACUGAGCUUGGAUAAUAAUUUGAUCAGUGAGCUGGAUGUGCGGGUCUUUCGGCGGUUGCUCAAUCUGCGUGAGAUUCGCCUGAACGGCAAUCAGCUACGGUUGAUCCAGGAGCAGCUGUUCGGAGCAUUGGGUGCUUUAAUGGAGCUACAUCUGCAAAAUAAUGCUAUUAGGGUGAUUGAAAGGAACGCUUUCAAAAAUUGCCAGCUGCUUCAAUACAUCAAUUUGCAGAUGAAUGCGUUGGACGAGAUUGACAUAAUUUUCUCCUAUACCACGGAAACGUCGGCCAACCAUCUGCAACAGCCCUUGACGGCACGGGGGAAGAUAAUUACGACGAAAACCGGUAUAAGUGAUCCAUCAAUGUUUGGUGAAUCGGAUUCCGAAGCAUCAUCGGCGUUGAUCUCGAUUCAGCUUAAUUCCAACGCCAUCAAAUAUCUCCACGGCCACUCGUUUCAGGGUCAGAGCAGUGUACAAACCAUAUGGCUAGAAAACAACCUACUGAAGAGUUUGGAUAAGAUCCUGUUUACGGAUUUGGUUCAGUUGGAGAGGCUAUAUCUGAGGAACAACACUCUAUCCAGCAUAGAAUCCAAUGCGUUCAACUCGCUUCGAAGGCUGCGGUAUUUAGAUUUAAGUCACAAUAGACUAUCAAGUUUAAACGAGAAGCUCUUUAAAAACUUGGUGGAGCUAGACGAACUACUAUUAAGUGAGAAUCAGCUACAGAAAUUACCCUCUAAUGUUUUUGGGUCGCUACAGAAGCUACGUGUCCUAGAUCUUAGUCUGAAUCCUUUAGGGAUUUUGGAAACUAAUGUUUUCCACCAAAACUUUUCCGUCAGUAUAAUAAAUCUGAAAGGCUGUGAACUAACUCGCAUCGAAUCCGGAGCUUUCAAAGGUCUCCAAAACCUGAACGAGCUAAAUCUAGACAACAAUAACCUUAAAUCCGAAGACAUCAAACAAAUUGAUGCAAGUUCUCUGAGAACUCUACGAUUAGCGUCCAACAACUUUACAAUCGUUCGAGAAAACACGUUGGAGCGAUUACCCUCUCUGCAAGCACUCGUCCUCGUGAAUUGCUCCAUUCGAGAUCUUCCCUACUUACUAUUCAGUAAAAACAACAAUCUUGUAAAGCUGGAUCUGAGCCAUAACUACCUGAGAACGUUAAAGCGCAACCUCUUCAACAACUUGAACGUCUUCAAAGAGCUCCGCCUACAAAACAACCAAAUCAACGACUUCCCCCACAUUGCGCUAUCCAACGUUUCAACGCUGGAAAUCCUAACCCUAUCCCGCAACCAGUUGACCAACGUUGACUUCUUCAAACUCCACGGCCUCCCAAAUCUUCGUCAUCUGGAUCUCCAAGCCAACACCAUCUCUUCCCUAACUGGAUUCAACACGGCCACUCUCCCUCACCUGGAUAUGAUCGACCUCAGCGGGAAUCUACUGUUGGCUCUCCCGGAAAACUUCUUCAAACACUCGAUCAGUCUUCAACGCAUCGAUCUGUCCGGCAACCGCUUCAACCAAAUCCCGAACGCAGCCCUGUCGGAAGCCUCCCUCGCUCGUCUGGCAUGGUUGAACCUCACCGGAAAUCCACUGCAACGAAUACACCACACCAUGUCCUCGGAUGCCGACCAGCGCCGUUUCCCGUUCCUCAAAGAACUCCACAUCAGCCAAACGAACCUGACCAUCCUGACGAGCAAAGACUUCGACAUCUACCCAGCGCUGCAGCGGCUCUAUCUGGUCCAGAAUCGCAUCAACCGAGUCUCGCCGGGAGCCUUCGUCGCCCUGUCCAAUCUGCAGAUCCUCGAUCUGAGCGUCAACGAAAUCGAAAUGCUGCCCAAGGAGCGCCUCCAAGGUCUUCGGCUGCUGGAAAUUCUGAACAUUUCCAACAACAACAUCAAAGAGCUGGACGAGUUCACCGACGACCUGCAGAAGCUGAAAGUGCUGGACAUAUCGUCCAACCAGCUCGAGCGCAUCCAGAAGAACACCCUGCGCCACCUGGUGGCGUUGCAGGAGCUUUAUCUGAACGGGAACCGUAUCCGGAGCAUUUCGUCGGAUGCGUUCCGAUCGCUGCGAGUGCUGGGUACGUUGGACCUGAGGAAGAAUUUUUUCGAGGAUGUUCCACUGCGGGCGCUGAAGCCGCUGGAAACGCACCUGAAGCAGCUGCGAUUGGAAGAGAACCAUCUGAACUGCUCGUGCGACACGCAGGAACUGUGGGAGUGGCUGAGCGAUCACCGAAAAUGGACCAGCGAGAACGUGCGCUGCGAACAGCCGGCGGAGGUGCACGGGAAAAAUUUGCUGGCCAUGGAACCGCUGGAGUUUUGCGACGUUCCCAUGAUUAUGAAGAUUGCCAUCCAGGACAUUCAGCCGUACUCGGUGCUGGUGUCGUGGCAGAGCCGGGAGCACUCCGGUCUGCAUGGGUAUCACGUGAUAUUCCACUCGUUGGACACGGUGGAGGAUUUUCGCGGAAAAACCUUAAACCGACUUGCUAAUUCCGCUAAAUUGGAUCGACUGACAUCGAACACGCGCUAUUUGAUUUGCGUGCUGGGGCUGGGAAAUUGGCUCUCGUACCAGAACGACAUCCACAGUCUGCUGAACCAAUCGAACCAGAUUCAAAAUCAAGUUUUGAAUAACCAAAAUGGCUUCAUGACCGACGAGCUGGAUACAUCGUUUUCGAACACGCUCCUGUCGCUGAUGAUGGACACGCCGACGUCGAAAUGCACCGAAGUGCGAACGCUGGAUGCUAUUGGGCCGAAUCCGCUCGCCGAGGUGGACGGGAUGUCGAGCCAGGGAAUUAUUCAUUCAAUUUUAACCCGUCGACUGGGUUUGAUAGUGGGCUGCUGCCUGGGGAUAAUCGUGUUCAUUGUUCUGGUUUCGGUCUUGGGUUACCUGAAAAUCAAAAAGCAACGGCUGGAUGCGGCCAAGCGGCAGCAGCAACCGAUGGCACCGGAAUUCAUCUCGUACCGGCAUUUCUCCAUUCCGAACGACGAGCACGGUCGGGACGGAGUGGCCGCCGGCGGAGGUGGCACGAACAGUUUCCUGCAUAAUAAUCAUCACCAUCAACAUCAGCAUCAGCAGCCAGCCACGACGGUUGAUGGACAUCCGAGCUUUAUAUCCGGGGCCGUGCUGGGAACGACCACCACCCUCAACGGUGGAGGCGGAGUCGUCCCGGGCGCAGAGGAACGGAAGAAGAUUUAUAUCGACAGUUGAAAACAGUGAAAGGACCACCUACAAAACGUCAAGCUUUGUCAAUUAGGUUGUUGAUUCCGCCAUCUUGUUUUAUGUUUUUGUACACCGAUUUAUACACGCAUACACAAAUCGCUAGUCUACUAAAUCAGUAAAUAAAAGAACGGUUCUGCUUCCUUCUACGAAAAAAAAACACAAAUCUACUUAGCAAGACGACAUACGGUUCCAUUCGGAAGCCGGGGGACUGAACAACGAGCAAAAUGCAAACUUACGAAACAUACCAAUUUAAAUCAAAAGCGAAAAAACAAAAUCAAAGUAGAAGCAAGCAUUCAUAAAUAUUUAGCGGAGAAAUCAAAAGUGUUAAUGAGCUACAAACAAACCGAAUCGCGAGCGAACGAACGAGCAACAAAACGGUAUAAAUCAAAGUGCAGGCGUCGAAGCGUAUAUCAGCGCCAACAGAGGGAAGGUGUCAAAUUUAUGUAAAUAGCUUGUCGCGGGGAGGGGCGCCCUUUGGUUGUUCUCGGGCCCGUGCAGCGCCGCGCCGGUCGCAACGUGAUCGGUGGGUGGUGGGCGUGGGUGGAGGGGGAGGAAAAUCGGAAGAAGUCAUUCCCGCUCGCAAUGGGGGGAGCGUAUCGAAAUUUCCAAACUGGAAAAGCGCGAAGAAGAUGAAAAUGGCUCGCCAAAGUUUGAUGAUACAACAAGUGAGAACAAACAACUGGGCGCUCGCUGUACGGUACGUUGCGUCAGACUGGAUGGCGAGCACGAACGGUAGGUAAAUAAAUUUUAAAUUUUUUCGAGCGCAACAGCAGGCCAUGAAGUUGGAAGUGAAUUAAGUUCGGGGAUAUGCUUAGGGUUACCAGAGGCGGUUGGGAAUAUUGCGUAUUUUUGAAUGUUUAUUUCUUGGUUGACUUACUUCACGAUGAAAAUAGAUUUCAAGAAGAAAAUCAGAUUAUCAAUAUAAUUUGUUUUCCAAUCAUAUGUUCGUUGUAAAACCUGUAACAAGGACAAAUUUAAGCAAGAUCUGAAUAUGAAACAAUUUUUCUGGGUUUUUCAAACCCCCUCCCCUCAUGUAAGAUUUUACCCAUACGAAUCAUUUUUUUAUAUGAAGCGUAAGCAAAAGGAAGACCCCCCCCCUUGCCCAUAUGUGCUAACGUAAUUAAUGUACGACCCCUAUGAGCUUUCAUACGACAUUGGAAUGAAUCUCUAGACGAUUUGGAUUUGGAUGCAUCUUUAGACUAGAUUCGAAUGAAUCUCUGGACGACAUUCGAACGAUUUAUUGAAUGAGAUUUGGAUGAAUCUCUGGAUGAGAUUCGGGUAAAUCUUUA
This is a messenger RNA of Armigeres subalbatus, 7768 nucleotides long. Its product is annotated as protein artichoke. Gene Ontology annotation, molecular function: protein binding. Lineage: Eukaryota; Metazoa; Arthropoda; Insecta; Diptera; Culicidae. Bases 1791 to 6467 code for a protein of 1558 amino acids. The record is from RefSeq and is a predicted model, not a curated record. The transcript has 7 exons.